Molecule: messenger RNA, 2615 nt
Organism: Mizuhopecten yessoensis (Yesso scallop)
Lineage: Eukaryota; Metazoa; Mollusca; Bivalvia; Pectinida; Pectinidae
Product: receptor-type tyrosine-protein phosphatase O-like
Exons: 10
Coding region: 91-1086 (331 amino acids)
Biological process (GO): protein dephosphorylation
Molecular function (GO): protein tyrosine phosphatase activity
Source: RefSeq, a predicted model, not a curated record
AAACCAAGUACAUACAAGUCUGAUGAAGAUCCGGGAACAGGUUUUCAAGAGAUUGAUAAAAAACACAUCCCUGACAAAAGGCCUGUUACCAUGGAGAGGUUCCCCCAACAUGUGGCUGACCUUCAGAAAGACAGCAAGUUAAAGUUUGCUAAGGAAUAUGAGGACCUGAAGGAGUUGAGUCCCAAACACCCAUGUAAUUCUGCCAACGAGGAUGGAAACAAAAUGAAGAACAGAUAUGUCAACAUCCUUCCUUUUGAUCACAGUCGAGUGAAACUGAAUCCUUCUGACCCCGAGGACCCAAGCACAGACUUUAUCAAUGCCAACUACAUUCCUGGCUACAACUCGCAACGAGAAUACAUCGCAUCCCAGGGCCCAAUACCAGGUACCAUUGACGACUUCUGGCGGAUGAUCUGGGAACAACAAGUAGCGAUCUGUGUUAUGUUGACCUUGUGUAAAGAGGACGGACGGAUUAAGUGCGAACAGUACUGGCCAACAGAGCGUAAUGAACCGAAGCAGUAUGGAGAUAUCGUUGUGGAGAUAACCUCCUCCUCCACUGUCAAUACUUAUGAUUUCAGAAUUUUCAAAAUCACACAAGGUGAUCAGACACGGACUCUCAAACAUUUCCAUUUCCUGAAUUGGAAAGACUUCUCUGCAAAUGUUCAGAAUGAUGUGAUGAUUGAUUUUAUACAAAAUGUGCGGGCACACAUUCAACCCCCAGACAAGAAAGGACCCAUGCUUAUUCACUGCAGUGCCGGAGUCGGUCGCACAGGAACCUACAUGUCCUUAGAUCAACUUAUCCAGUUCAUUGAUGAACACGACUUCAAUGAGGAGUUAGACAUUUUCGACUUGGUUCUGUCUAUGAGGAACUAUCGAGUGUUUAUGGUCCAGACAGAGCAACAAUAUGUGUUUAUUCAUGACUGCGCAAAAGACCUGAUUGAAAGAAAGAGAGCUCGGCUGCAAGAAAAUGAUGAUGACGAUGAGGAAGAAAAUGUCUAUAUGAACAAAGCAUUUGAACAAGACACAGAGGAAAAUAUGUACCAAAACCAGGACUUUUACCAGAAUACAACUGACAAAACGGAGCUUUAACCAAGACCCUGCCCAAUAAAGCAUAGUGUGGACAUAUCAUUCCCAAGUUGCAAAGGUGAUGUGGGUUCAUACCUUUCGAUGACCUUUUUGAACUGAUCAUGCUCCAGAAAAUUAUAUGACUUGGAUGGUGUUAAAAAUUCCAUGGUUUUUAAUUAGUUUUGAUCUAUUGGGACCUAGGGAGGAAAAAUAUACUGGUUUAGUCAUCAGCAAUGUUUCAAUAUGUGCUAAAGUAGUAAUAGAUCAAAUUUUGUCUUCUUUAUGAAACACUUGUCAAAAGAAAGAAAUAUUUACACAACAAUUUUCACUAUUGGAAAAAAUAUAAAAUUAUAGCAGAUAGUUUGUUAUUAUUGAUAUAAAAUAUGUAAAGAUUCUUCAGUACUAAAGGAUUAAAACCUGAACAGGGUUCUAUAGUUAGUUUUAUAUAUGAUAGUUUAUAUAUAUUUGUACCAAAAUCAUUCCUAAUUUGAAUAGAAAAUUCCAAGUCUUGUGAUUCCUGAUUCCAAUGAAACAUUUGUUUUAAUAUAUGAAAGACAUGUAAGGAUAUGUUUCAAUAGAUUAAACAUUUUUUUAAAGAAAAAGGUAUAUUGCAUAAUUGGGUUUGACUAAUCUGAAUCUUACUCCAGGUCAUUUGUUAUAUUGGUGAUAGCUGCUCUCAUAGUAAUCAAAAUAUUUUGGACACAAUCAAUUAAAUCUGUUAUAUAUAUAUAUCAUAUGUUCUGCUGAAAAUUCCUUUGUUAACGUCGAUCAGUAAUGUUUUUCUAUUCAAGUUACCAGUUAACUAGAGAAAUAUGAUCAUUAGCAUUCAGAAUGUUUAUUUGUUUUGUACCCCCAGCUUUAUUAUAGUCAGAGAUGUAUAUACUACAGAGAUUUGGCUUUAUAUGUCUCUGUUAUAGUUAACACUGAACUGUGAAUAAGUACUUAAGAUUGAUUCCCUAUAGGAAUUUUGCUUUAAUUGGUGUUUAAACUUUAUUAAAUGACCACCUUGUCAUUCCAUUUGAGAACAUGAGCAUAUGAAUUUUAUAUGUGUCAUGUAUUGUUUUUGUCGAGCUCAUAAAUAAUGAUAUCUUUAAAAUAUCAUCCAAAGGUCAAUUUUUUUAAAUGAAGAUUCAAAAAGAAAUGAUGGUUAACAGAAAUAUUCACAUCUGAUAUAAAAGAAAUCCGAUUAAUUCAGAGAAUUAUUUAAAGGCUUGUGACAUAAAGAUUAUUAAUUAAGCACGUUUAAUAAAGUGAGUUUACAUUAUGCAUGCUAUUGAAUAUUGUUGGUUAUAAAUGCAUCACUUAAGAAUGUCACUUAUAACUUGAAAGUGACUAUGAAUGUCAACAGAGGACAGUUCACAGCUUGAGUGUGUACCUGAUCUGCUGUUAUAACUCUUAAAUCUGUAUUUUGUUGAGAGCUUUUGUCACAGGCUAUGGAUCAGUGGCUUUCUUAUUUAUAUAAAACCAUAAACAUCUAAAGGUGAAAAAAGAAACUAAUUUAAGUUUGAAAAAACAACAUUGAACUAGUGCAAAUUUAGAAAAUAGAUUUCAGA